This is a messenger RNA of Falco peregrinus (peregrine falcon), 2567 nucleotides long. RefSeq names its product myristoylated alanine rich protein kinase C substrate (gene MARCKS). Gene Ontology annotation, biological process: actin filament organization; central nervous system development. The record is from RefSeq and is a predicted model, not a curated record. NCBI's taxonomy places the organism in Eukaryota, Metazoa, Chordata, Aves, Falconiformes, Falconidae. The transcript has 3 exons. Bases 429 to 1283 code for a protein of 284 amino acids. Gene Ontology annotation, cellular component: actin filament bundle; cytoplasm; plasma membrane. Gene Ontology annotation, molecular function: calmodulin binding; actin filament binding.
GCACUCACACCCACCCGCACGCCCCUCGCACCAUUGUCCCUGCCCGCCCGCCCCGCUUUAUCGGGGUGUUUUGUUCGCUCCCCGGCGCGGAGCUCUCCGCGCCCGCCCGCGCCGCGCCGGAGCGGCACAUUCAUUAUCGGCCGGGGGCUGAUUUCAAACCGCUGCCAUCGCGGCUCCAUUGUUCGCUGGGCGGCCAGGCCCCGCCCCCCUUUGUGUGGCGCGGCGGCGAUUGGCCGGCGCCGGGCGGAGGGCUGCCGUCACCGCUCGGGAAGCCCAUUCAUCUGUGCACUUGGGCGUUGGACUCCGCAUCUUAUUAGCAACCAGGGAGAUUUCUCCAUUUUCUCCUUGUCUACAUAUUUAUACCAACCCAACGCUCUUUGUUUCCCCUCCUUUUGGAUCUGUUGAGUUUCUUUGUUGAAUAAGACAGCAUGGGUGCCCAGUUCUCCAAGACCGCUGCAAAGGGCGAAGCCUCCGCCGAGAAACCUGGGGAAGCAGUGGCUGCAUCUCCAUCCAAGGCGAAUGGACAGGAAAACGGCCACGUGAAGGUGAACGGCGACGCCUCCCCCGCGGCGGCGGAGGCGGGCAAGGAGGAGGUGCAGGCCAACGGCAGCGCGCCCGCCGAGGAGACGGGCAAGGAGGAGGCGGCCUCGUCGGAGCCCGCCUCCGAGAAGGAGGCGGCCGAGGCGGAGAGCACCGAGCCGGCCUCCCCGGCGGAGGGCGAGGCCUCUCCCAAGACCGAGGAGGGCGCGACCCCCUCGUCCAGCAGCGAGACCCCGAAAAAAAAAAAGAAGCGCUUUUCCUUCAAGAAGUCCUUUAAGCUCAGCGGCUUCUCCUUCAAGAAGAACAAGAAGGAGGCCGGCGAGGGGGCCGAGGGCGAGGGCGGCGCGGCCGCCGCGGCGGAGGGCGGGAAGGAGGAGGCGGCGGCCCCCGAGGCGGCGGGCAGCGAGGAGGGCAAGGCCGCCGCCGAGGAGGCCUGCGCGGCCGCCGCCGGCAGCGCCGAGGCGGCGAAGGAGGAGGCGGGGGACUCGCAGGAGGCCAAAUCGGACGAGGCCGCCCCCGAGAAGGCGGCGGGAGAAGAGGCGCCGGCGGCGGCGGAGGAGCAGCAGCCGCCGCAGCAGCAGCAGCAGGCGGAGGGGGAGGCGGCGGCGGGCGCCGGCGCCGCCACGAGCGAGGCGGGCAGCGGCGAGCAGGAGGCGGCCCCCGCGGAGGAGCCGGCGCCGGCGCGGCAGGAGCCCCCCGCCGAGAGCAGUCCGGAGGGACCCGCCGCCGAGUCGGCGGAGUAAGCGCCGCCGCCGCCCCUCGCCGACGGACUUUUCUUCCCCCCUGUUUGUUUGUUGGAGUGGUGCCAGGUACUGGUCUCGGAGAACUUGUCUACAACCAGGGAUUGAUUUAAAAGAUGUCCCGUUUCUUUUUUUUCUCUCCCCCCGCAGCUCCCAUCUCAAAUCGUUGUGUGUUGCCGCCAUUCCAACGGGCGGAGGGGGGCCCCCCUCCGCCCUCCUGUCCCACCCUCUAUAUUUUGUUUUUUUGUUGAUUUUUUUUUUUUCAUCAGUAUUAAUGUUCUCUUUUGGUUGGUUCGGGUUUUUUUUUGGUUUUGUUUUUUUGAUUUUGGUUUGGUUUUGGUUUUUUUUUUUCCUCCGUACUUUGCAGCUCUCUUCAUAUUAUAAAACUUUUCCCGAUCGGUCUAUGGACAUGCCCAUAUAUGAAGGAGAUGGGUGGGUCAAUAAGGGAUAUCAAAUGAAGUGACAGGGGCCGCAGUGGGGAACACGGGGCGCGUAGCCCUUGCCGGGAGCGCGCCCCGCCAGAAAUGAUGUAAGGGGUUAGUCUUUUUUUUAAAAGAAAGUUAUUACGAUGUAUUUUGUGAGGCAGAUGUUCUAUAAGGUUUACAACACUACAAGUCUUGAUUAAGAAGGAAAGGAAAAAGGAAAAAAAAAUAAAAAUAAAAAUCAAUACCCAGAUAAAGAGAUCAUAGUCUUAGGAAUUCAUUUAAACCAUAGGAACUUUUCACUUAUCUCAUGUUAGCUGUAUCAGUCAGUGAUUAAGUAGAAAUACAAGUUGUAUAGGCUUUAUUGUUUAUUGCUGGUUUAUGACCUUAAUAAAGUGUAAUUAUGUAUUACCAGCAGGGUGUUUUUAACUGUGACUAUUGUAUAAAAAAAACAAACAAAUCUUGAUAUCCAGAAGCACAUGAAGUUUGCAACUCUUUCCACCCUGCCCAUUUUUGUAAAACUGCAGUCAUCUUGGACCUUUUAAACACAAAUUUUAAACUCAACCAAGCUGUGAUAAGUGGAAUGGUUACUGUUUAUACUGUGGUAUGUUUUUGAUUACAGCAAACAAUGCUUUCUUUUCCAGUUGUCUUUGAAAAUAAAGGAAAACUCUUCAGAUGCAAUGGUUUUUUUGUGUAGCAUCUUGUCUAUCAUGUUUUUGUAAAUACUGGAGAAGCUUUGACCAAUUUGACUUAGAGAUGGAAUGUAACUUUGCUUACAAAAAUUGCUAUUAAACUCCUGCUUAAGGUGUUCUAAUUUUCUGUGAGCACACUAAAAGCGAAAAAUAAAUGUGAAUAAAAUGUAUAA